Molecule: messenger RNA, 2034 nt
Organism: Telopea speciosissima
Lineage: Eukaryota; Viridiplantae; Streptophyta; Magnoliopsida; Proteales; Proteaceae
Exons: 4
Coding region: 1-2034 (677 amino acids)
Biological process (GO): DNA integration
Molecular function (GO): nucleic acid binding
Source: RefSeq, a predicted model, not a curated record
AUGCUUGGAGAUGAGUCUGAGGCAUACACCGAAGAGGUGCAUACUUUGUUAAAUUUCUCACUCUCUUCAGAACAGCCACCUUGGACAAUUAGGUUUGAGCCUCUUCCCCCUUUGGCUACAUCUCCCCAACCUUCUUCUCUAAUAUCCCCUCCAAAGUUAGAGCUUAAACCUCUCCCUUCCACCCUUAAGUAUGCAUUUUUAGGGGAAGGAGAGACCUUGUCUGUUAUUAUCUCAUCCGAUCUUUCGUCCAGGCAAGAGGCUCAACUUUUGGAAGUUCUUUCUGAGUACAAGGCCGCCAUUGGUUGGUCCUUGGCUGAUCUUAAGGGUAUUGACCCUUCAGUUUGUAUGCACCAAAUCUAUUGUGAGGAGGGAGCAAAACCCUUUAGGGACCCACAGCGUCGUCUGAACCCUAAUAUAAGGGAAGUAGUGAAGAACGAAGUAGUAAAGUGGCUUGAUGCUGGCAUUAAAUACCCCAUCUCGGAUAUUCAAUGGGUCAGCCCUACACAGGUUGUCCCUAAGAAGUCUAGCAUCAUGGUUGUUCCCAACGACCAAGGUGACCUUGUCCCAACUCGUACCACUACGGGUUGGCGUGUUUGUAUUGAUUAUCAAAAACUGAACAAGGUCACCCGCAAAGACCACUUUCCUCUGCCCUUCAUUGAUCAAAUUUUAGAGAAAUUGGCUGGGCAGAGCUACUUCUAUUUUCUUGAUGAUUAUUUGGGAUACAAUCAAGUUCCUAUAUGUCCCAGUGAUCAAGAGAAAACAACCUUCACUUGCCCCUUUGGUACAUUUGCAUUCAGACGCAUGCCCUUUGGGUUGUGCAAUGCUCCGACCACCUUUCAAGGGUGCAUGGUGACCAUCAUUUUUGACAUGGUUUGCCAAUCUUUAGAGGUUUUCAUGGAUGACUUCUCUAUCUUUGGGUCAUCUUUCGAUAAGUGUCUCCACCGGUUAUCUCAGGUUCUUAAACGUCUGCUUGCAAAGGAUGUCCCUUUUAUCUUUGAUGAUAAAUGCCUUCAUGCUUUCCACACCAUUUGUGAUUCAUUGGCUAAAGCACCCAUUAUGAGGUCACCUGAUUGGUCUCUCCCCUUUGAGAUUAUGUGUGACGCGUCCAAUUAUGCUGUUGGUGCUAUUUUAGGCCAAAGGAUGAAUUACACCACUACUGAGAAGGUACUAGCAGUAGUUUUUGCCCUUGAUAAGUUUAGAUCAUAUCUUUUGGGCUUGAAAGUGAUUGUCUAUUCGGAUCACUCAGCUCUUUGGCAUCUCCUAUCCAAGCGUGAUGCUAAGCCAAGGCUCAUCCGAUGGGCUCUCCUCCUUCAAGAGUUUGACCUGGAGAUCAGGGAUAAAAAGGGGGCCAUCAUUAGUGAUGGUGGCUAUCAUUUUAGACAUUGGAGGUUAGAGGCUUUACUGAAGAAGUACUCUAUUACCCACAAAGUGGCCACCCCUUAUCAUCCCCAGACAUCUGGUCAGGUGGAGGUAUCAAACCGAGGGAUGAAACAGAUAUUGGAGAAGACAAUUAGACCAGACCGUAAGGACUGGUCUACUCGGCUGACUGAUGCUUUGUGGCCUUACCAAACUGCAUAUAUAACUCCUAUAGGUAUGUCUCCAUACCGAUUAGUUUUUGAUAGAGCCUGUCAUCUUUCGGUUGAGUUGAAACACCGAGCAUAUUGGGCCAUAAAAACAUUUAAUUUUGAUAUGACUCAAGCUGGUUCCUCUCACCAUCUCCAGCUAUCAGAAUUGGAGGAUUUGCGCAAUGAUGCCUAUGAGAGCUCACGCAUCUAUAAGGAUCAAACUAAGGCGUUUCAGGAUAAACACAUAGUUCGGAAGUCCUUUGAGCCUAAUCAGCGUGUUUGGCUCUUUAAUUCUAAAUUGCGUUUAUUCCCACGAAAAUUGAGAUCUCGGUGGGAUUGGCCGUUUGUGGUUGUAUCUGUUGCACGUCAUGGUGCUAUUGAGAUAAGAAAUCCACAGAAUGGGAACACUUUUAAGGUUAACGGUCAAAGACUGAAACCCUAUGUUGAUGCCUUGCUGAUGGCCAAUUAA